Orbicella faveolata is the source of this 5363-nucleotide messenger RNA. Its product is annotated as substance-K receptor-like. Gene Ontology annotation, cellular component: plasma membrane. Gene Ontology annotation, biological process: G protein-coupled receptor signaling pathway. Gene Ontology annotation, molecular function: G protein-coupled receptor activity. The record is from RefSeq and is a predicted model, not a curated record. Lineage: Eukaryota; Metazoa; Cnidaria; Anthozoa; Scleractinia; Merulinidae.
CCUUAUUUUAACAGUACCCAUAUUGAUAAAUCUCUGCAGGGAAAACUUUAAGAGAAAUUAACAAAGUUUCCGUUUCUAACUCGCACUCUAUAUAGGGAGGGUGUUCGUAAUUACUCUAGGGAGCCACCUUAAGACCUGAAUAUAUUUAAUCCGCGAUAUACAUAAUUACUUUUUCUGUUUCUUCUCGACAGCUUGUUAAACGAGGUUGAAAAUGUUAAUUUUAUUCUCCUUGCGGAAAAGUCCUUCAGCAAGUUUCGGAAAAGGAACCCAUGCAGUGUUGGGAAACCCGAAAAGUACAAAUAUUGCAGCUGCGAUGUAAAUUGAUAGCAACCAUUUCUUGGCGAUUGUAACUUGAGAUGGUUUCUUUAAAGCUCUAAUCUACGUUUUUCGCAUCUACGUAGUUCAUUGUACAAUUUUCUAGUCGCUGUUUUAAUACCUGGACAAUUGUGUCGUCAUUUUUAUCGUAACCCAAAAAAGCACGCUAACCUAGCCAGCGAGGCACAGAGGAUAUAACAAUAGUUAAGUUGCUAAUGGAGUAAACAGCAGGCUGUAUUGCACGUGCGUUGCAAUUCAUGAUAUAUCAGCAGUCCUUCUUAUGUCAAAUCUACACAAUAUUAAGUCAAAACUGAAUUAUAUCUUAGGGAUAAAAUAAUCAAGGCAUUCUCCAAAUGAAAAGAAACACGUUAUUAGCCCGCCGUAACUCUUCCGUUCACAAUUUUAAUUCGCCUUUUAGGAUGAAUAUUGCUUAUUAAUGUCACGCUACGAUUUCCCAUUUACCUAAAGAGGUUUUUCCUGAAGAGAUUUUUAAAUUUGAAUUAAAUUUAAGAACUCUGAAUUAAAUUUCUAAAUUCAAAAUUCAAAAUUCUCGGCAAUUCUUUAAUAUUUAUCUCCAGGUUCCACGGUUUGUCAGCUAUUUUGUGUGUUUGUGUUCUUGGCUCCGAUGAUUGAAACUGUACAAACUUCAAUAACAAAAACGAAAACAAACUAGAAACAAAAGAACAAAGGCUGGACAAUUUGCCAAUUUUACGACGUAAGUCAUAAUCAGUAGAGGAAAGAGGUGUCAGGGUUAGACGUCAUAUAUAGUUCAGCUUGAAGCACUGAAGUUUCACUCACCAUUUUGUGGAAUAUUUGGGACCCUACCAAAGCACUGAAUAUUGGUGAGGUAUUAUUUCCGUUCUCAGCAAAGAGCUUAUUCAAUUGGACCUGCACUGAAUCGGGCGUUACUUCCUGCUGCAUUUUCAUAGUACUGUUCGGUUUUAAUUCAACGACUCAUGGAUACCACAACACAGCUGACCAACCAGUCACCAACGACGAGUGACUCGUUUUGGGAUUUGAACAGCAUGACAAUUCUAGACGAAUACAGCUGCAAACCGUUCCAAAGCGACACCAGUGUAAACAAUGAUCAUAAUGAUCAUUAUUUAUUUAAGACCUGAAUAAAUUUAACCCCUUGACAUAUAUAAUUACUUUUUCUCUUUCUUCUCGACAGCUUGUUAAACGAGAAUGAAAAGGUUAAUUUUAUCCUCCUUGCGGAAAAGUCCUUCAGCAAGUUUCGGAAAAGGGACCCACACGCAGUGUCGAGAAACCCGAAAAGUACAAAUAUUGCAGCUGCGAUGUAAAUUGAUAGCAACCAUUUCUUGGCGAUUGUAACUUGGUUCUCCAACGAAAAAUCUCUUGAGACGGUUACCUUAAAGCUCUAAUCUACGUUUUUCGCACCUACGUAGCUCAUUGUAUAAUUUUCUAGUCGCUGUUUUAAUACCUCGACAAUUGUCUCGUCAUUUUUAUCUUAACCUCAAAAAACACGGUAGCCUAGCCAGCGAGGCACAGAGGAUACAAAAAAUAGUACAGUUAAGUCGCUAAUGGAGUAAACAACAGGCGGUAUUGCACGUGCGUUGCAAUUCAUGAUAUAUCAGCAGUCCUUCUUAUGUCAAAUCUACACAAUAUUAAAAUAGUAAGUCAAACUGAAUGAUAUCUUAGCAAUAGAGUAAUCGAUGCGUUUUUCAAAUGAAAAGAAACACGUUAUUAGCCCGCUGUACAGGCUUCCGCUCACAAUUUAAUUCGUCUUUUAGGAUAAAUAUUGCUUAUUAAUGUCACGCUACAAUUUCCCAUUAUUGUUUACCUGUAGAGGUUUUUCCUGAAGAGAUUUUUAAAUUUGAAUUAAAUUUAAGAAUUCUGAAUUAAAUUUCUAAAUUCAAAAUUAAAAAUUCUCGGCAAUUCUCCGAGUAAUAUUUAUCUCUAGGUUCCACGGUUUGUCAGCUAUUUUGUGUGUUUGUGUUCUUGGCUCCGAUGAUUGAAACAACUGAACAAACUUAAAUAACAAAAAAGUAAUCAAGCCAAAAAACGAAAAAAAGGCUGGACAAUUUGCCAAUGUUAUGACGCAAGUCAUAAUCAGUAGAGGAAAGAGGAGUCAGGGUUAGACGUCAUAUAUAGUUCAGCUUGAAGCACUGAAGUUUCACUCACCAUUUUGUCGAAUACUUGGGGCCCUACCAAAGCACUGAAUAUUGGUGAGAUAAUAUUGCCGUUUUCAGCAAAGAGCUUAUUCUGUUGGAGCUGCACUGAAUUGUGUGUCACUUCCUGCCUGCAUUUUCAUAAUACUGUUCGGUUCUAAUUCAACGACUCAUGGAUACCACAACACAGCUGACCAACCAGUCACCUACAACGAGUGGUUCGUCUUUGAACAGCACGACCAUUUUAGACGAAUACAGCUGCAAACCGUUCCAAAGCGACACCAGUGUAAGCAAAGAAGUUAAAAUAUUCUUUUACUGCGUCCUCCUGCUGGUUUCAGUCCUUGGGAACUCUUUGCUCAUUGCUAUCAUUACGAGGAGCAAGGGAAUGAAAACCAUUACCAAUUAUCUCAUCGCCAAUAUGGCAGUUUCAGAUAUUCUAAUAACAGUCUUGGCUGUACCGAGGCAGAUAACAGAAAUAUUGCUUGGACCUCGCAGAUGGUUAAUUAACGGGCUGUUGGGUUCAGUUCUCUGUAAAAGUGCUCACUUUUUUCAAGACAUCACAAUUGGCGUCUCAAUUCUGAGUCUUUUAGCUAUAGCUAUCGACAGGUAUAGAGGAAUUGUGUUCCCUCUGCGUAAACAGUUUAGGAAGCCGGCUAAACUCUGUAAAAUCAUCGUACCGACAAUAUGGCUCACAUCGAUGGGUCUGCAAGCAAUUUACUUCUACAUUUUUAGGAUAGUGACGGUUGAUAGCAAAACGUACUGCGCAAUAAGCUGGGCUCCCAGAUUCGAUCAAAAGAAAUCUCAGGAAGCGCAUUUUCUUGUAAUAUUCGUCUGUCUGAUCGCUAUCCCAACAUGUGCAGUUACAUUUCUAUAUUCUGCCGUUAUUCUGAAUUUGAACAGAAGUAGACAUACGAGAGGCCAGGGCCCUUCACGAUACAUGAUGUCUGAGAGAUUAAGAGAAGACAAGAAAGUGGUAAGAAUCAUCAUUGCAAUACUCGUGGCUUUCAUCGUCUGUGUAAUGCCCUUCAACGUCUACGCCAUUCUGUUUUAUUUCGUCUGGGAUUGGAAGAUGCCUUGCGGCAUGGAGAACUUUGCGUUUUCUGCGUUUUUUAUUUUGUACUCCAACGCGUCGAUAAAUCCAUGUAUUUAUUUCAUCUUGAAUGAUAAGUACCGCCAAGGUUUCCUAAAAAUUUUAAAGGCGUUUCCUUGUGUCAGGAAGAAGGCGGCUAAAUCAACAGAAAAUUUCGCAUUAGUGCGGCUGAAAAACUCUUCAGCCUCCAGUGGGUUUAGCAGUCAGUCUUCUUGGGCGCUUUGAAGGAAGCUUUCAUUGCUAAAAACUACUGGAUAAGAUAUACAGAUGAUUUAAGUUUUUGUCCUAGAAAACUAUGAUUUUGGAACAUAUUUUACAUCGCCGAUCGCCAGAAGGAAGACUACUCGAAACCCGUGAGGAGAGAAACAUGAGCAAUGUUUUCUUGUUAUGAGUAUCAAACAAGAAAUAUUCUACUGUAUCGUUCUUUUGGCACGUUCAUGCAACAUAGCACGUUCUGAAUUAAAAAUACAAUUCUUGAACUAUUAUUGAAUAUUUAAGUUAUCUAUACAUGUGUAUGGAUAUCAUUCUUAGGAUACAAAAAACACAACGAUGUCGAUCUGCAAAAAAUCACACUUGUAUGCUAUGAAAGAAAAAUGAAGAAAAUGUUCACUAGUGACGUUGAUCAGAAAUGUCACCGGAAACCGGCAAUAUUUGUACUUAAAAAUAUUGAAGGACCGUAGCCAGGGUUGAGCAUAAUAAAAAUUUAAAAACGAUCUCUGGCUAAAAAUAUUUUACAGAUAUACGAGCUUUCGACUGUUAGAUCUACAGUCUUCAACGGAUAAAGAUGAACGACGAAAUAUGAAUAUAAAUGAGUAAAAAUAAAGAGAAUGGACUAUGUAAAUUAAUCAAGAAUGCGUGUAAAAAGAAUGUUGUAUUGCCCAGGGAAUGGGCAGGAAUUGUUGACAGCAUUUGGAGUCACCAUAGUAUGCCACGAUUCUAAUGUUUUUCUUAUUCGGAAACUGCCUUUGUCAAUUAAGGAGGCGUUGUUUAAGUCAAUAGAAUGUUCAUGGGACCACGCAUGGUUCGCAAUUUUGGAGCCUUUAGCCGCUGUUUUGACAUUUCUUAUGUGUUCCUUUCUUAGGGUGUUAAACGCACAUUCAUGAUUAAUUUACAUAGUCCAUUCUCUUUAUUUUUACUCAUUUAUAUUCAUAUUUCGUCAUUCAUCAUUACCCGUUGAAGACUGUAGAUCUAACAGUCGAAAGCUCGUAUGUCUGUAAACAUUUUUAGCCAGAGAUCGUUUUUAAAUUGUUAUUAAUAUUUGUACUACUCCAUGAGAAACAUAUGUGAAGUAAGAUAUUAAUCGCAAUAUCAUACAUGCGUCAAUUACAUACAUGUAUGCACUCUGUUUACGGAUAACGUCUCUUGGUAUAACAAUAAAGCUAAGAUGAUUUGAGGUCCAUUUUUUGCUUUUGAAUAAUAGCAGUCUGAGAUCAAAUGCGCUAACAGCUGCAUGAGUGUUUUAAGUUGCAGCUGAGCCACUGAAGAUGUAUGUUCAAUUCGUUUCUUUAGCGGUCUACAGACUUGCACGUAUAUAAAUUUCGGUGGUAGCAUAAGGGAAUUGGAUAUACGAUGUUUUGUACAAACGUCAUUCAUUACUCAAACUUUCAUUUCUUUAAGUAAAACUGUUUACACAACUUAAAAAAAAAAAUUAUCACGAAUUUUCUGCAGCUCACCCCUAGCAUCUUUGUUUUACAGUAUUGUUAUGCAAAUCUAGAAUUAUAUCUGAAAGAUAUGCAGUUAAUAAAAGCCAACUUAAACUGGUAAUUUAAAUUCUCCUUCUGAUAUCCUUCGGUGUUUUUCGAUAUCCCCGACUUUAUCGCCAGUUGGAA